This is a messenger RNA of Gymnodraco acuticeps, 3098 nucleotides long. RefSeq names its product nuclear factor 7, ovary-like. Gene Ontology annotation, molecular function: zinc ion binding; protein binding. NCBI's taxonomy places the organism in Eukaryota, Metazoa, Chordata, Actinopteri, Perciformes, Bathydraconidae. The record is from RefSeq and is a predicted model, not a curated record. The coding region runs from base 255 to 1655 and encodes 466 amino acids. The transcript has 3 exons.
UUCCCAGGGACGAGUGACAGUGACACCGCCUACUCAGCUGUGUGUUUACGCAUUAGGCACGAGCUCUCAUUCCACACUGUACGUGAUAGAGGCUGGCCGCGGGUGGUGGCAUGAAGACUGAAGAGCAGUGAUGAUAUCCAGGAAGGGUCUUCAUUUUGUUGGACGGACGAUGAGAUUUACCUUGGCAGAGAACUCACAACCACUGAGGACUGGAGGAAAAAAGUCAACACAACGACAAUCAUUUCAGAGACACGAUGGCGUCCAUAUCAGAGGAGGAUCUCUCCUGUCCGGUCUGCCAUGACGUCUUUAAAGAUCCAGUUGUCCUGACAUGUAGCCACAGCUUCUGUAAAGCCUGUUUGAAGAACUGGUGGAAAGGAAAACAAACACACGAGUGUCCAGUUUGCAAGAGGAGGUCAUCAAGGAGUGAUCCUCCUCAUAACCUGGUGUUGAAGAACCUGUGUGAGAGUUUCUUAGUGAAGAGAGAUCAGAACGUUUCAGCCGUGUCUGAGACUUUCUGCCGUCUGCACUUUGAGAAACUUAAACUCUUCUGUCUGGACCAUCAGCAGCCAGUGUGUGUCGUCUGCAGAGAUUCAAAAGCACACACCAACCACAGAUUCAGACCCAUUGAGGAAAUCACAAAGGAUCUCAAAGAGGAGCUCCAGAAAGCUCUGCAGCCCUUUCAGGAGAAGUUAAAGACUUUUGAAGAAGUUAAAGUGAAGUUUGAUCAAACAGCAGGACACAUGAAGGUCCAGGCUCUACACACAGAGACGCAGAUUAAGGAGCAGUUUAAGAAGCUUCACCAGUUUCUAGAAGAGGAAGAGGAGGCCAGGAUGGCUGCACUGAGGGAGGAAGAGGAGCAGAAGAGGAGGAAGAUGGAGGAGAAGAUGGAGGCUGUGAGCAGAGAGAUAGCAGCUCUUUCACACACAGUCAGAGCCACAGAGGAGGAGCUGAGAGCUGAAGACGUCUCCUUCCUGCACAACUACAAGACUGCAGUGGAGAGGCUGCAGCGCCCCCUGCUGGAGGAUCCACAGCUGCCCUCAGGAGCUCUGAUAGACCAGGCCAAACACCUGGGCAACCUCAGCUUUAUUAUCUGGGACAAGCUAAUGGAUUUGGUCACCUACACUCCUGUGAUUUUGGACCCAAACACUGCUGUUCCAGAACUCAUCCUGUCUGAAGAUCUGACCAGUGUGAGACGAGGAGAGAGACAGGAAUUUCCUGAUAAUCCAGAGAGGUUUCAUAAAUACUACUACUCAGUCCUGGGCUCUGAGGGCUUUAACUCAGGGACUCACAGCUGGGAUGUUGAAGUUGGAGGCAGUGCAUGCUGGUUUCUUGGUGUAGCCUCAGAGUCCAUCAAAAGGAAAGGGAUAGCACGGUCUGGAUUAUGGAGAAUAGGAUUCUCUAAUGGAAAAUACAAAAUAUUCUCCCCAUCAACAGAACCAAGUGAUCUCUCAGUGCCAACGAAGCUUCAGAGGGUCAGAGUGCAUCUGGACUGGAACAGAGGAGAGUUGUCGUUCUCUGAUCUUGACACUAACACACACAUACUCACCUUCACACACACUUUCACUGAGAGGAUGUUUCCAUACAUUAGCAAUAAGGAUAAAAUCCCUAUAAAGAUUUUACCAGAAGCGGAUCAGGACAACGCUGAUGGUUGGUAGCAAAAAUAUAGAUCCUUAAAUUAAAGAGUCUUGUAAUUCAAUCUACUUUAAUAGAUAUAUAGAUAGAUAAAUAGAUAGAUAUUUAUUUUAUUCAUUUCAAAAUUGGAAGAACUGAAACAGAUUUGUUAUAGUCAUUCUCUUGUACUUUUUUGUGACGCAUGUGGAAAAACUGUCUCUACAGAACGUGGAGUGGAGAUUAGCUGCCAGUGGUGUAAAGUAACUAAGUACAUUUACUCAUGUAUUGUACUCAAGCACAAUUUUGAGGAACUAUUUACUUUACUUGAGUAUUUCAGGUUUUUGCUACUUUGUACUUCUACUCCACUACAAGUCAGAGGUAAAUGGUGUACUUUUCCUCCACUGCAUGUAUUCAAUACCUUUAGUUACUUUACAGAUGUGGAUGAAUGAUGUGAAAUCUAAUCAAGUGUUAAAUCAGACUUUAGUUCCACCUGGAGUAAAUCCACCAGCUACCCUGCAGUAUACAAAGUCAUUCAAACUAGCUGCACCUUCACCAGCUUUGAGAACACUUUCAUGAUCAAUCAUUAUAAAACAUAUCAUAUAUAUUAUUCUGAAAUGGACCAAUCUGCACAACGACUACUUUUACUGUCGCUUUAUCUAUAUUUUGAUGAUAAUACUUUUCUACUUUCACUUGAGGAACAUUUUGAAUGCAGGACUUUUACUUCCUACUUCCACUCUGAUUACACGAGUACAAGAUCUGAGUACUUUUUCAACCUCUGCUAAAAGUGUUUUUUCUCUGCUUCCUCUCUUUCUCCGUUAAAAUCAUGCUCAUUGGGAGUGCCACAGGGCUCUAUUCUGGGGCCUCUGCUGUUCAGUUUAUAUAUCAAUUAUCUCCCAUUAGUUUGUGAUGAAGUAAAAACAUGCACAUGUAUGCUGACAACACGAUCAUGUACACUGAUGGAGGAUGUUGAACAAGUCGCCAAAAAACAAUGUAUCCACAGUUUAGAGUUAACAGAUAAAUCUGUACCCCUCUAAAGUGCUAUCUGCUAUUUCCAUUACAGCCAUAAAUCAUUGGCUUAUAUUUGCAGAUGAUUUUAAAUCUGCAGAGACUUUCACUCUUUUUAAUUAUUCAAGUGUUUUAAAGGAAAUACAUUGGGAUGUUGUAUUUGUACUUAUAUGUGUAUGUGCAGGUCUUUGUACAGUAUGUUGAUAUGGCUUUGAUCAGUCCGUACAAUUCUUAAUGUCAUGAAGACUAUUUACUGUUUGUAGUGUGUCUUGAAUGUAGUAUGUGUGUACCUGCAGAUAUAAUAUAAUCUGUGAUAAAUCUUCUCUGCACUUUAAAAAAAUUAUUAUUUGACUGUCACCUUCUACGUCUUUUUAGGUCAUAAAUCAGGUGAGAGGUAAUAACUUUCUCAUAGACUUCUAUACUUCUUUUGCUUUAGAGUAGUGGUGUCGCCGACUGCUGGCCACUUGAACAGAAUAAUGACU